AUGGAAUCCCAAUCAGAUUGUUUCGAUCCACAUUUUUCAACAAAUCCGUGCUACUUAUCGUCUUCAUCAUCCUCUGGAUAUCAAACAUCAAUGAACUCAUCUAAUUCAUCAUCGUUCAAUUACCCUUAUAUUUCAUCUAAUCCUUAUUUAUCUUCGACACCCACAUCAUCUCAUUUUAAUAAUUCAUUCCCAACAUCUCCUGUUAUUUGUAUGUACGAUAAUUCAACAAAUAUUUAUUCUUCAAAUUUAGUGAUAGAAAGUCCUUCAUGUAAUUACCCUCAAAAUUUGAGUAUAUCGCGUUCAUUUUCACCAUGUCCACGUUCAUAUCCGUCAUAUUACACUUCACCGUCUUCACCAUCUUUAUCUCCCUCAACCACACCGAAUCCAAUCGUUUUUCCAAGUUCGAAUGUUAUUCAACUGCCAGAUUAUUUUGCACCACCAUAUCCAUUAUUGACGUCGACAUCCAGUUAUUCCGAUGAUAUUCCCGAUCAUUCAGUUUUAUCUCAAUUAAUACCACCCACGGGAAGACGACGACGACAGAGAACAAAUUACAGUAAAGAGCAAAUUCGUGAAUUGGAGAAAGUCUUUCAGACAAGACAGUACCCAGAUGUCAAUGAUCGUGAAGAUUUAUCAAAACGUCUCGAUAUUUCUGAGUCGAGAAUUCAAGUGUGGUUUAAAAAUCGACGAUCAAGAUCUCGUAUGACUAGGUGUACGGAGGGAAAACGAAAUAUUGAUCAAAACGAUACACACAAUUAA
Didymodactylos carnosus is the source of this 756-nucleotide messenger RNA. The record is from the annotation of a GenBank genome assembly. Lineage: Eukaryota; Metazoa; Rotifera; Eurotatoria; Philodinida; Philodinidae.